Messenger RNA from Lindgomyces ingoldianus, 306 nucleotides. RefSeq lists its product as uncharacterized. The transcript has 4 exons. The record is from RefSeq and is a predicted model, not a curated record. Lineage: Eukaryota; Fungi; Ascomycota; Dothideomycetes; Pleosporales; Lindgomycetaceae. Bases 1 to 306 code for a protein of 101 amino acids.
AUGCAGGAGCUACAUGGUCUACGAGUAAGUUGUUGUAUAUAUGCCUCAUCGUUGCUCUCAGUCGUCGCCACUGACAUUACAAAGAUUUUCAUAGUUGCGAAAUCUCGUAAACAUAGGCCCAGAAGAGAGCCAGAGCAUAGGGGUGCAUGCUACAAAGGCUUCAACUCUCUUUCUUUAGUAAAGCGUGUCAUGGUACCUAUGGAAAUUCCUAUUGCCAGACCCACCUCAUCGCCCAAACCUGAGACAUCUCACGUGGAAGUCAACGUAAGCACCCUUCCGCCUGCCAAUUUCCUGGCAAAUCGAUAA